CGCCGAGAGUGCUCGGAUCGUACAUUGAUCCGAAUACAGGGGACGGGAGGGGUCGAACAUGGGAAACGAAGCGAGCCUGGAAGGAGGCGAGGGGCCUCUGUCGGGGCUGCCAGAGGGGCUGGCACCUGACGGAAAGGGCGGCUUCGUCCGGGUCCCCGAAGGGACUCCGGUCAACCUGGGCGACCUGAGCGAGGAGCAGAGGAGGCAGCUGGCCGCGGCGAUGUCAAGGGCGCAGGGCAGGCAGCCCGGAGGCGCAGCACGAAGGCCAUCAGUAUCUGAUACCCAGCGUUCCCAGCAGGUAGGGGCCUCCAGGGGCCCUACAGGUCUCAGUAAGAGUCGCACAGUAGACGCCUUCAACCAGGGUCCACCGGGCAAGCUCCCUCCGGGCCGCAGCCCCUCGUCCCUCAGCCUUUUCGAAAACAGAUUCCGGCAGGAGCCAAAAGACCCGGAGACCAAAUCCUCCGGCAUGUUUGGCUCCAGCUUUCUGAGCGGGGCCAACCCCCUCAGUGCCAUGACCUCCUCGGUCUCCUCCUCCAUAUCCUCCAUGGGCGACACCGUCAACAUGCCCAAGUUUGGACUGUUCGGAGACGAGGAGGAGGGAGACGCUUCUGCAGCGCCUGAGUCCAAACAGGGAGGGAAGCCCCCGGGCAAGGGCCCUCAGCAAGGGCCGGGGCCAAAGGGACCACAACAAGGAGGACCUCAGAAACAGGGUCAGGGUCCUCCUGGACAGGGGCCAAAGCCAGGGCAAGGACCCCCUGGCCAGGGGCCAAAGCCAGGUCAGGGACCACCAGGCCAGGGACCUAAACCUGGUCAUGGUCCACCUGGACAAGGACCCCCUGGGCAGGGUCCCAGGCAAGGUCCGGGGCCACAAUCAAGCCAGGGUCCACCUGGUCAAGGACCUAGGCAAGGCCAGGGACCACCCGGUCAGGGGCCCAAGCCUGGCCAAGGUCCUCCUGGCCAAGGACCCCCAGGACAGGGACAGAGGCAAGGACAGGGACCACCAGGCCAAGGAUCUAAAUCAGGCCAGGGUCCUCCUGGCCAAGGGCCCAAAUCAGGCCAGGGUCCUCCUGGUCAAGGUCCCCCUGGGCAGGCUCCAAGGCAAAGUCAAGGUCCGCCAGGCCAAGGACCGUCUGGGCAACAGGCCCCUAAACCAGGUCAAGGACCACCAGGUCAAGGCGCCAAACAAGGUGGCCCUCCUCAGCAAGGACCUGGGAAACAAGGGCCUCCAGGCCCUGGGGCUCAUCCUGGGGAGCCAGCUAAGAGCGGAGGGCCUCCCGGUCAGCAGGGGGGUGGAAAGCCUGGAGGGGGGCUCUGUCCUCUGUGUAAGACCACCCAGCUGAACGUGGGCUCUAAGGACCCCCCCAACUACAACAACUGCACCGAGUGUAAGAACCAGGUCUGCAGCCUCUGUGGCUUCAGCCCCCCUGACUCAGCGGGUAAAGAGUGGUUAUGUCUCAACUGCCAGAUGCAGCGAGCGAUGGGUGGUAUGGACCCCCCCGGCAUGACGAAGCCCAAACAAGGAUCGGCCCCACCCUCGCCACAGAGACAGGGGCCUGGCAAGCCUGGCAAGCUGCUGAUAAAGCAGCAGAGUACAUCCGACCAAGGGUUAACGCCACCAACCACACCCAGGCAGAAAUCCCCCACAUCUCCUGGGCCGCUUUCCCCCGGCUCCUCGUUGGGAGGAUCCCCCAAGAUCGACCCCAAGACGGGUCGUCCCAUUCAGACCAAGCCCAGUCCCCAGCAGUCUCCAGCGAAAGUCAAGCAGGAGUCCAGCUUCUUCGGGGGUUUUGGAGGUAUCAGUCUGGGAGGCUUAACAGACACCAAACCCGCGGGUGUUCCACAAGUUUCCGAGUCUGUUACAGGGAAACUGUUUGGAGGGUUUGGCGGUUUGAUGGAUUCGCCGAAGACUCAAGCGCAGGCUGCGCCAAAGCAGGAGGAAUCGGUGGCUGGGAAGUUGUUUGGAGGUUUUGGAGGGUUGACAGAAUCAGCUAAACCUCCCGCUGCUGCUUCUCAGAUGUUCAGUUUUGGUUCGUCACUCUUGAGUUCAGCCACCAAUAUCGUUUCUGGAGAGGAAGAGAAGCCAGCAGUUUCUCCGCCUGGGUCACCGCCAGACUCCGGACCAGGUUCCCCUAUGGAUUCUGAGCCUGGUUCACCACCCGACUCCCCUUUCUCUGCUCCUGGGUCGCCUCCUGAUUCGGACUCUGCUCCUGACACUCCACCUGCUAAGUCCAGGAAACCCCUCAGAACCCUUUCUGUCGAGCAGGGAGAGAAGGUGCCAGCAUCUCAACCUGCACCUGCCCCUGAACCAGCAUCUGCACCUGACGCAACAACCAAGGAAAGCUGCCCUCUCUGUAAGACGGAGCUGAACGUCGGAUCAGCAGACCCCCCGAACUACAGCUUCUGCACCGAGUGCAAGAAGACAGUUUGCAACCUUUGUGGAUUUAAUCCUACUCCCCAUUUAGGAGAGAAAGAAUGGCUCUGCCUCAACUGCCAGACACAGAGAGCCAUGUCUGGCAAGCUGGGAGACAUGCCACCUCCAGCCAUGGCUUCCCCAAAGAAGCAAACACCUGCUCCUGCUCCUGCUCCUACUCCUGCUCCUGCUCCUGCUCCCUCUUCCACCCCUGCCCCUGCUGCUGUAGAUAGCAAACCUGUAGUAGAAGCAGCUGACCCAACCCCACCUGCUCCUGAUACCGAGGUAAAAACAUUGGAGACAUUGAAAGAGCCUGCAGGGAAAGAAAUGGCUGCAAUGGAUAGCAGUCCCACCAGCCCAUCAGACCUCGCUAAGCUAGAAAGCUCAGUCCUUCCAAUUCUUGAGGCAAAGGCAAGCACGCAACCAAAGGAUGAUGAGGAGAAACUAACAGAUACUCUAAAAUCCAGACGUAAAUUAGAGGUGCUUCCUCUGUCACCAGACUCACUGAGCUCAGAAGAUGACAGAGAACUUUCUGAUAAGAAUGCCAAAGGCACCACAAAGAAAAAGCUUCUUGUGCCCAUGGAUGUCAGGGCAGAUUCGCUGGAUGAUAGCAGCGAAAGUUUUGGGAAGGAGAGCCCAAUGUCUGGGGAUGAUGAAGACUUUAUUCGAAAACAGAUUAUGGAAAUGAGUGAGAAUGAAGAUGCUUCCCCGUCUGAUGAGGAAAACCUGAUCCGGCGUAAGAUCAGAGAGAAUGAGAAGAAACAAACGGAGCAGAAGACAACAGAGGCUGUACAGCGGAGUACAUCAGGAAAAAACAGAAGACUAAUCAAGAAAAGCACUAUAAGUCCAGAUGAUGAAGAUUAUAAACAACUCCAUGGCUCUUACGAUAAACCUGAUAUAGAAAAAGAGGAGGGACAAGAACAAAAAGAUGAGUCUCAGAGUGGUACUGGAGUUCGCAAAUUCCAAACUAUGGAGCUGAAUUCUACCAGCAGCCCAAUGUGUAUACCUACCGAUGGAGAGCCUGAAAUGGAAAGCCUUACAGACUCUCCUGAUGAUCGUUCUAGAGGUGAAGGGUCGUCCAGUCUACAUGCUUCCAGCUUCACUCCUGGGACAUCACCAACAUCCAUUUCAUCACUGGAUGAAGAUAGUGACAGUAGUCCCAGCCAUAUCCGUUCUGGUGAGGGUAAACAACACAGGAAAGCCAAACACAGACAACCUGGUCAAGUGCUGCCAACUAUUGAAGACUCUUCUGAGGAAGAAGAGUUGAGGGAAGAAGAGGACCUGCUUAGGGAGCAAGAAAAGCAGAAGGGCUCUGGGAAGAAAUCUAAGAAAGACAAGGAAGAGAUUCGUGCCCAGAGGAGGCGAGAGCGUCCAAAGACACCACCAAGCAACCUUUCCCCUAUUGAAGAUGCCUCACCAACGGAAGAACUGAGACAAGAGGCUGAGAUGGAGGAAAUCAGGCGAUCAUCUUGCUCAGAUUUCUCGCCCAGUAUUGAGUCAGACUCUGAAGGAUUUGAAAUCCAUCCCGCAAAGAUUGCAGCAGUUCAGAAAACCUAUCAACUGCCUAUAUCAGUAUCUCUUCACUCCCCUACAGAUGAUCAAUCAAAGAAAAAAUCCCUAAAAUCUGCCGAUGAGGCUUACGAAGAAAUAAUGCUUAGGGCGAAGUCUCCAACACUUGAAAAAAGUGAGAUUCAACCUGGAAAAGAGUCCAUUUAUGGAGGCAUGCUCAUAGAGGACUAUGCUUAUGAUUCACUUAUUGACAAUUCAAAAGCUGACAUGGGGGAGCCAGAGAAGAUUGUUGUUCCUUCUCAGCCCAAAACACUGAGAUCACCAGAUGAAGUUUAUGAAGACAUGAUUAAGAAAAGGCAGGAAUUCAUGAAGCUGGAGCAGGAAUAUGAAAAAAUGCAGCCUAAAAAGGAAAACACUAAUCCAGAAAUUGUGUUGCAACCUGCUGAGAAUACAUUUUCGAAAAGCAGCAUAGUAACAUUAGGAGCAGAUGGGAAGCUAUUGCUGGAUGCUGAAACUGCAUAUGAAGAGCUAAUGAAAAAAGUGCUGACUCCUGGAGCAAGUCCAACUCAGCAGGAUCCAGAAGUUGAAGCCACUGCUUCUAGAAAGGCACUCCAUCCCAUUCCAGACUUAAGGGUGACACAAUGCUCUUCAGGAGAAUUGUCUUCGGAUGACGAGAGUAUGAUAAAAAAGGAAAAAGAUACAACCGCAGUAUCGGGCUCAACAUCAGCUAUGGAAACUGACCCUGUAACAGUGUCCGAGUCGCCUCAAUCAUCCACAUCAGAUCAACAACCUCAAACCAUAAUUAUUGAAUCACAUGCUGGUGUUGUUGACUUAUCCAGUGCCCUCCCGAAAACAUCAGCCCCUGUAAUUGCCAGUGUUUCACCCUUGCCCACAGUCCCCCAGUACACACCAAGUAUUCCUAGCGUAGUGUCAACUGCCCCACCUCUACCCCCCAAGCCAAGUGUCCUGUGUAGGGUUAAUUCUCAGGAAAAAGCAGAAGUACCUGUUCCACCACCACUGCCUCCUCCAACACCACCAAAACCUACAGUUUUUCCAAGGAAAGCCCCAGUUCCACUUCCACCUCAGGCUUCAGCAACUCCAAUGAGGCCAGAGAUAGGGGCAGUGACUGUAGCCCAGGGACCUCCUACAAGACAAGCAGUGACACCAAUAUACAAGCCUCAUGUUCCUCCCCCUGUUGCCCCAAAGCCAUCCAUUCAUUCAGGGAGUGGGGAUAUCCACCGACCAGGUCAUAGUGUCAAACCACCAAUUGCACCAAAGCCUGGCUCACAGCCUUCUUCACCUGCCCAUGCCCCAUAUCCAUCAAGACCCUCUGUACUUCACACUGGUCCCACUGACAUGACUGCUCUAAAUCUGAGCCCUUCUUCUGAGAGUAAACAGUUCCAUCCCUCACCAAAGUCACCUUCUUCUCCAAGAUAUGCCAGCAAUCUACGUGACACAUAUGUAGUUAUUACACUGCCAUCUCAGCCUAGCUCUCCUGUAGACAGUAUCUCAACUAUGGCUCCCUCUAGCCCUGGCCCGGCAUCCCCUUCACACCAAGCUCAGCCCCAAAGUUAUCACCAACCACAGCCUCAAUCUCAUUCUAAUCCUCCGCAGCAUCAACAACCAACCCCUCCUCAAACAACCAGGGUGCCUCUGGCAUACACACGAGUCACGGAAUCCAUGGAAAGUCAAGAGAUUUGUGGCCCAGAAAAACAUGUAUCUAGUUCUUGUCACAUAAUUGAGGCUAUAUCUGCCUCAGCACAGCCACCUGUGGUUAUGCCUAACCUGAUCUCUCAAGUAGUCACCACCGAAGUCCAAAGGACCACUGUCUCUGUUGUUCAUGAAAGGACAACACCACCAGUACCAGCUCCAAGGGCAAAUGGUGUCCCAAUCUCAAUGGAGAAACCCAAGCCCCAAUUGCCAGCACAAAAUGGACAGGCUGUCCAACCUUUUGAGGUGGUGGAUCUUAGGACUGUUAAAGUUGAUCAAGCUUCAGACAUGAAUGGUGUGGAUCUAUCUGCUGGACCAGACUCAAGACGUCAGCCCUUUCCAACUGAAAUCAGUCGCCAAAAGAGUGCAGUGCAGUCAUCUGUGAUCAACCUUAGUGCUGAAUCAUCCACUGUUUCUAUAGUGACUGAUAGUAUCACCAUUGUGACCUGUGCUGCCACAAUCCAGCAAUGUGACAAUGUAGACAUCUCUCAAGUAUCUUCAGCUCCCCUCCAGCUAACAAAAAUCAAAGCAUUUGAACCUGUUUCUCAAAUUAUAUAUCGGCCAAUUGAUUCUCAGCCCUCCACUAAUGUCAGUACAGAGAUUCCUAUUAACCUAUCAGUUGGCUCAAGCACAGGUGGAGGAACUUUCCAGACCCCCCCUGUCACUAUUGCACCCACUUAUAUAAUGAGUUGUGCUGCAAAUGGAUUAACUACGGGAACAACCACAGUGGCAGGAGCUGUUGACCUAAGCACAUCUAAACCAUUCAACACUAUGGUAUCAAUGGAUGCUGCUUCUGCAGAGAUGGUCACAGCUGUAAUUGCAGAUGAUGACGGCAAACCAGUGGAUCUGACUGCAGGAAAAAAAGCGGUAUGCUGUGAUGUCGUGUUCAAUAUCCCAUUUGCAGGAAGCUGCACUUCUCAACAACCUACCACACCUCUACCUGAAGAUCGUUUUGGAUAUCGUGAUGACCAUUACCAGUAUGACCGAUCACCUUAUGGCAUGAGAGGUUUUGGUGGAAUUAAACCUUCAAUGUCCGACACAAACCUAGCGGAAGCUGGUCUGUUCUUUUACAAAAGUAAGAACAGCUAUAAUUUCAGUGGUACAACAGAGGGUGCAGUAGAUCUUACCUCAGCAAAGAUUUCUGAUGCAGGUGAAGCUGUUGACUACUCGAAGAAAGGGGCUUAUGCAGGAAUGACAAUUCCUCCCUAUUCCCAGGCCAGAGUCACAAGUGGUGUUGGUACACUCUUUGGUACAAGCAGUGUCUUGAGGUCAUCAAAUGGCGUGGUCUAUUCCUCUGUUGCAGCACCAAUCCCAUCAACGUAUGCCAUUACCAACCAACCUGGGUCCAUCUUUAGCACAUCAUACAACUCUCUGUCAGGAAUGCAUACGAGUGACACCAUGCCCUCCCUGUCCAACCUCCAGAACAUGCCACUUACACGAUCCCACAGUUUCCUGUCCACUAUCUCCAUUACUGCAACAGAAGAACAAGUAGAUGCCCCACUUAAUCUAGAGAUCUCAAGAAGGGGUAGCAUUGUUGGUGUCACCACAUCACCAGCUUCAUUAUCCCUUGACACUUACACUGAUGCAUCCCUGGAAGCAAUAGCUGCUUCACUGGAAGCUCUGUCUUCACCCAUGGUUCCUGGGGAUGGCCAGUAUCAGGCCGAGCGUGAGAGGCUAGAGAUGGAAAAACUCAAGCAACAGCGCCUGGCUGAGGAAUUAGAGUGGGAGCGCCAGGAGAUUCAGCGAUUCCGAGAGCACGAACAGGUCUUGGUGCAGAAGGAACUGGAGGAGCUGCAGUCCAUGAAGCAGCAGAUCCUGAACCAACAAGAAGACGAAAGACAGGCCCACCUUAUGAUGCAGAAAGAAACAUAUGCCCAGCAACAGCAGCAGCUUGAGCAGAUUCAAAGACUCCAAGAGCAACUGCGUAUGCAGCUGGAAGAGCAAAAGCUUCGUCAGAUGUACCCAGGUGGGGACAUCCCAGGGCACGGCGUGCAGGAGGCAGUUGUUUUGGGACCUGAUGGCACAGUGCUGUCUCGAAAGAUCACGGAUAGUGGGUGCCAGACAGAUGACGAGGAUGAGACAGUUAGUAAAGCUUACACUGCAGGUAGAAAAAAGAGGAGUGCUAAAAAGAGUGUUGACAGUUGUGUGCAGACUGAUGAUGAGGAUCAAGACGAAUGGGAGGCUCAGAACAGAAACCGUCAAAGCCGGCCACGCACUGCCAGGGGUGAUAGGGGUGGGCAGUCAGAUAUGUCUUUUAAAGCUCACACUGAGAUUUCUAUACAAACAGAUUCUGAGGGGAACAUUAUAAUGGACACCAGGAUGGAGCUGUCUGACUCUGAAAGGACCUCACCUAAGAAACGACCUACCCCCAUAGAAAUAGGCCAGUCUCCUAACCUCAAAGUUGAUUCCUCCACACUAGCACCUUCGAAAUCUCCCAAUGUACUCUAUUCCCCCAUAUCUCCCUGUAUAUCCCCUAGCAAAUCCCUUGAGUUUGUAUCCUAUGAGAAAUCACUGGGUGAUACAAGCCCACAAAACCUGAAGGGAAGUCCAGAUCCAGCCAGUCCCAGGGGACAAAAAGCCAUGCAGCGAUCCAUGUCUGACCCUAAGCCCAUGAGUCCAACAGGAGAAGAAAGGGCAAUCUCUGGAGAUAGCUACACUGAUGGGAAAUGAGGGAAAAGCUCGGGUGGCACACCAACAGGCACUCAAAAGAAGGUGAAGAGGACUCUUCCCAAUCCACCAUCGGAGGAUGAGUCAACAACAACUGGUCAGACAGCAUACACCACUGGCUCUGCCCGCCGAAGGAUGUGCCGAAAUUCCAACAUGGCACGUGCCAAGAUACUGCAAGAUAUUGACCGUGAGCUGAAUCUAGUAGAGCGUGAGUCUUCAAAACUCAGGAAAAGACAGGCAGAGCUGGAUGAGGAGGAGAAAGAGAUUGAUGCCAAGCUCAGGUAUUUGGAGAUGGGCAUUAAUCGUAGAAAAGAUGUCCUACUGAAGGAGAGGGAGAAGAGGGAAAGGGCCUAUUUACAGAGUGUUGCUGAGGAUAGAGACUACAUGUCAGACAGUGAGGUUAGUAACAUCCGAGAGACAAGAGGUGGGCUUGGAAGUGAAGAUGUUGAGAUUGAAAGUCAUGGUCUUGAACGUCCCAGGACAGCUCCCCAGUCAGAAUUGGAUGAGUUUGUCCCACCUCAAACCAAGCACGAGUAUGGAAAAUACUCCCAGUACCAAUACAAUCAAACCCAAUACCAGCAGUCUCUCUACCAGACUCCUCAGUCCUACCAAUCUCAUUCUCUGUACUCCUCUGUCCCCUCGCUCACCAGCGCCCAGCAGCAGAGUUACCACCAGAUGCUCCUCUUGCAGCAGAAAGCCGCCAGACAAGCAGCCCUCCUCUCAGAGCUGGAUGCAACUAAAUAUGAAGUCAUUAGCCGCCAACCUGAUCCUACAUCAUCAGCUUUCUUGGGGGUCAAGUAUGACAAAUAUGGCAACCACCUUGACCUCAGGGCCUUGGAUGUGGGAAGUAUGGCACGUAGCCCAAUGUCAGCUGUCUCUGAUUCCUAUUACACCGACGUAGAUCAUCAUACACCUAGGAGUUACAUGUUGCUGGAAGAUGCUGCAGAACUGGCUAAGGGCUCCACAGGUAUGUCUUCAAGUUACAGUCUCGCGGAGAGGGAGCUGGCCAAAGCAGAGAAGCUUCUGCGUAGGAGUGCUGCAGAUCUGGGGUCUACUGACUAUCUGGGAUCCACCUCUAGACUCCAUUCUUAUGGAAAGACCCCUGAUGAAGAAGAUACAAUGGAGGAACCCUAUGAACUGAAACUACUAAAGCAACAGCUCAAGCAAGAGUUUAGGAGAAGUACGGGUGGGACAGAAAACUUAGAACAACUGACAGGGCUGUCGCAGCACUACUAUACCCCAAGCUCUAGCAUGUCUAGCAGUUACUCCCAGAGAAACUACUCCACUCCAAAGACAGACAAGUACAGCAUCAGUCGACUUACUCUAGAGAAGCAAGCAGCCAAACAACUCCCUGCAUCAAUGUUGUACCAAAAACAUAAGACUCCAUUGAUAGAUCCUAAGAUCUCCUCCAAGUAUUCCUCUAUUCCAGAUAACAGAGGCUUGGAGACAGACUAUACCAGCUAUAUUGGGUCUACCAGUGCAUCAGCAAGAGCCAGCCGGCUCUCUCAAGAUGAGAUCACCUUCGGCCUUCGUAAGAAUAUUGCAGAGCAACAAAAAUACCUGGGGUCCACCUUGGGUGCCAAUUUGGCUGGGUCAUUAAACUUGGGCCAGAGUUUAGGAUUGGACUCUGCCUAUCCCAGUGGUAGUCGCUCGAGACCUUCAUCCAGGCCCACAUCUUGCUAUGGAUUGGACUUGUCACUCAAAAGAGACCCUUCCAGCUCUUCACUGAGGCUUAAAGGGGACGGGGAGUCAUCUGCAGAUGUACCAAGCUAUCAAACCCCCUCUGGCCGCACCAAACCCACCAGCCUUCCCAUUGUACAAAGUGGCCGUGGCAGACUGCCCAUAGUGGCCCAGAACUCAGAGGAAGAGAGUCCGUUGAGCCCUGUUGGGCAGCCAAUGGGCAUGGCUCGUGCCUCAGCGGGACCUCUGCCGCCUAUAUCAGCAGAUUCAAGGGACCAGUUUGGUUCCUGCCUGUCCUUGCAGGACUCCCAGCAGCAGCAACAUAUCAGGGAAGAGCCAACCAGGGGUAGGGGUUAUGUGCUGAUGGAUGACCUUCAAGGCACCAUGUCAGAUAGUGAAGCCCUAAGUGAUUCCCUGAUGGCUUUGAACAGAGACGAUGCAACCAAUGCCUACCAUCUUAGACGAGAGGAGACAGACUGGUUUGACAAACCUAGAGACGGCCGUCCAGAGAAUGGCCAAGAGAAGAGACAGGGAAAAGGCCCCUACUACCCAUUCCCUCACCUCAGGGUCAAACUGCAGAGGGAUCCCAAAGAUCGCAGUGUCUCAGGAAAUGGUCUGGGUAUCCGUGUGGUUGGAGGGAAAGAGGUCCCUGCCAGUAAUGGAGACAUUGGAGCUUAUGUAGCUAAAGUCUUACCGGGUGGAGCUGCAGAACAAACAGGAAAGAUUCUUGAAGGAAUGCAAGUCCUGGAGUGGAAUGGUGUUCCUUUGACAGGGAAAACCUAUGAAGAGGUACAAGGGCUCGUUGGGCUGUCGUGCAAUGAAGCAGAAUUAUGUGUCAGACUUGAUCUCAACAUGCUGUCCGAUUCUGACGGUUCUGAUCACCUGGAUUUCCAGGAGCACAGCAAAGGUGACAGACCCCCCAGGUCUCCAGGUGUUGACCCUAAGCAGCUGGCGGCUGAGCUGCAGAAGGUGUCCCAGCAGCAGGCUCCCAGCUCCACCUCUUCCUCCAGCCUGCCCCCCACCACCUCCGCCACCUCCAGCCCCGGUCAGCCAGGAUCUCCCUCUGUCAGCAAGAAACGCCACAGCAGCAAGACUGCAGAAGGAAUGAAGACCCAGUCCCAGCCCGUCUCUGGAGAGAUACAGCUUCAAAUCCACUACGACAAGCAGCUCGGCAACUUGAUCGUUCAUGUCCUGCAGGCCAGAAACCUCGUCGCGCGGGACAACAAUGGCUACUCCGACCCGUUUGUUAAAGUGUAUCUCCUUCCAGGGAGAGGUCAGGUCAUGGUUGUCCAGAACGCCAGUGCUGAAAACAAGAGGAGGUCCAAACACGCAGGCAAGAGUCUCAACCCCGAGUGGAACCAGACUGUCAUCUAUAAAAACAUCCACCUGGAGCAACUGAGGAAGAAGACCCUGGAGGUGAGCGUGUGGGACUACGACAAGUGCUCCUCUAAUGAUUUCUUAGGAGAGGUCCUGAUCGACCUGUCCAACACAGCCCAGCUGGACAACGUCCCGCAGUGGCACCCGCUGAAGGAGCAGAGCGAGGGGGAUCACCACCGGCGCUCCCACUCAGGACAGAGCCGCCACUCCUCCUCUAAACCCUCCUCCCAGCACUCCUCCCCUAAAACCACUGUCUCCGCAAACGACAAUCAGGAUUCUCCCAAAUCAUCGGUCAUCAAGAGCCGGAGCCACGGGAUCUUCCCAGAUCCAGCCAAGGGCCAACGAGGCCGCCUCUCACUGAGGCACCAGAGGCACAGCGUAGCGGGCGUGCUCACCAUUCAGAGAGAGCAGUCCGAUUGGCUGCCUGCCCUGCCAGCGGUUGUCUCGGCCUAUGGGAGCAGAGCAGAUGGCAGACACCUGACCCUCAGGAAAGCCGUGUCGGAAGAGAGGCCGCAGAGCAUUGGAGCUCGGUCGAGCUACAGAUCCGGAGACGCCCCGAUCACAGCCGCCUCACUGGACAGCGGCCUGAGCGGCAGCGCCUACAGCCUAUUGGAUGAAGAAGGAGAGACAAACGAGGUGGACAGUGCCAUCUUCCAGGUGCCCCGACUUGGAAAGAUCCCAAAUGGCACGGACGUGAUGAAAUCCUCACUGGGACUCGGUGACACUGAAGGUAAGUCCCAGGUGAUGGGGGAGAUAAAGAUCGCUCUGAAGAAGGAGGUGAAGACGGAGGGUGAGCAGCUGGUCCUCGAGAUCCUUCAAUGUCGCAACAUCACCUACAAAUUCAAGUCCCCGGACCACCUGCCUGAUCUUUAUGUGAAGCUCUACGUGGUGAAUAUCGCCACCCAGAAAAGGAUCAUCAAGAAGAAGACCAGAGUGUGUCGCCACGACCGGGAGCCAUCUUUUAACGAGACCUUCCGCUUCUGUAUGAACCCGGCCGGACACUCGCUACAGCUGUUCCUGGUGUCCAAUGGAGGCAAGUUUAUGAAGAAGACCCUGAUUGGGGAGGCCUACGUUUGGCUGGACAAAGCGGACCUACGCAAGCGAGUGGUGAGCUGGCACAAGCUGCUCGCCAGCACCGCCCAAAUCCACUCAUAGACGGAAACUCCAGCUAAAAAAACUGAGCCUGAGGGGCCACAACAAAGUUUCUGUCAUAUGGGGACGCUUAGGUUCAACAUCUGUCACACUGAUCCACUCCGGUUGGAUGAGUAAAGGGUGGUUUUGAUCUCGGGAAGGGAGUCAAAAUAUCUCUUUCUUCAAUAUUUCGUUCAGGGCUCUGAGAUUUGGAAGACUCUUUUGUUGGUAAGGGCAGCUCUGAUGAUCAUUUCUGUCCUGCAGGAGGUUUUGGGGAAGUAGUGAUGCGUUUACAGGAAACUAAACUAAGUUUACAGGACGUACAGUGUACAGUAGUGAAGCCAGGGCUGAGGAGAACACAGGUGCUGAGGUCAGAGGUCAAGCACGGAAUCAACCAGGUAUUACACACUUUAACUCACUACACACACACACACACAUGCACACACAACUAUCCACGACAACUUUGCACACUCAUUCACGCAGAAGAGACAUUUUAAUUCUACAGGGAAUGGACACACUUCUGAUUUAUUUAUGUAGAUGUUUUAUCCAUGGAAGAUUCCUUCAUUGCUUUAUUAUGAGAGUUUUAUUGAUUUACAAAGCAUUUGGGGAAUUAAAUAGUGAAGACUCCGCUACGGAGACCUCGUAUUUAUUUUUGUAUUAGGAUAUUAGUGUAGAGUUCUAUCAUUUGUCUUCUCCUCAAUGAUUUUAAAAGAAAAUCUAUCCUGGGAAGGAGGCAUAGUAUAUUUUAUAACACACUACCUAGCAUUCCAAGAGAAAAAAUGAAUCUCAGAAAGCAUGAAUUUAUUUCUCCUUGUUCACUUUGCACCCCAUCCUUUCUCUCCCUAAGUGUAAACACAGUUCUAAAGAUUAAUAUGGAUAUAUAUAUCAAAUUGGAUACUAUAUAUUGUGCGCAUGAGUCUAUCUAUUUGGUAUGCAUUGCCACAUGUUCUGCACAAAAAAGAAUCACCUCUAAGGUUCACUUUGUACAUAGUGAAGUGUCAUAGCUGGAGAUGAAUUAUAACUUAUAUAGAUAGAUAUAUAGAUAUCUUUAUCAGACACAAUCGAGUCUUGAUGAUUGUGACAUAGAGCUUUUAUUUACCCAUGAUGCCCCUUAGAAUGUGAGAUGUUUACCAUAUGAGAUUUAAGUACGUUUUCUUUGUGAGAUUCAGACACAUUAUGAUUCUUAAAUCAGUCCUGCUUUCAUCCAGAGGAGCAGUCCACUCAACAAAGCACGCUUUUGUGGUAUUUUGCACUUUUUUCUGCUUAGAAUGUAAAACCGAUGUCAUCGUCCUGCUAAAAAUUAGAGAUUAUUUUCCUUACAAGGGCGGGAAGUAGAGAGGUAAAGUAAAGCGAUGAAAAUAUCUAGAGAUAUUGUAGCGAACAAAAGACAAAGGUGCCGGGAAACCAUCCACGAAAAAGCACUAUUACCAUUCUAAGAUACGUCAACGCUAUUGUUGUAGCAUGUUGAUGUUUUGUCCCAGUUUUUGUCAUAUACGUGUUGUCUUGAUAUUGCCACUCACACAAAUUGUCAAUGUUGUGUCUUUAAAGGUCUGUCCAUUAUGUCUUAAAAAAGGUCAUGCCAUGUGCUAUUUAGGGGGUAAAGAGGCAGGACAGCUGCUUCAUUUAGCAUUUUCAGUCCAAACUAGCAGUAAAAGUUAAUAUCUGAGUCAUAACUAUGCACAACUACUGAAUACAGGUGGUAACUGCAUCAUGACUCAGCAGAUAUUUGAAAAAGAGGAAGCAUUUAUAUUGAUUUUGCACUGCUGUGUUGUCAUGCACUCCAUGAAACGCUUAUUGCUUUAAUAUGAUUUCUACAUGUUAUUUCUAUACAAAUCUUUUAUUUAUUGACUGUGAGACUAUUUUAUAUGUUGUAUUAUAUUUGUUUACAGUUCAUAUCAGGUGUACAUAAAAGAACAGUUUGGAAGUUUUUUUUUACACACUGUAGUGCUUGUUUACAAGGUUCAGAGGGCCUGAAACUCAGAGAACCAACUUUCUUGUCCUUGUGCAUGAACACACAUACGGAAAUUAACAUACAAACAUCCUGAAUUUAGUUGUGAAUCAACAUAAGAAAAGAUAACAUACAAAUAAUUCACUUUCAAGUACUCCCCCUUUGAAUAUUUUUAAGCACCUCGCGAACAUUGAAUAACUGAAAUGUUUUAAGGUCAUUGUGUGGUUUUCUUAUUUUCAAAACCCGUGUAUUUGUGUAAAGCAUCUUCAAACCAGUCCAUGCAUGUCAUAGGCCAAAUUGCAUUUCUCUUCUUUUAAGUGUUGUCUGUCUAAAAAUAUCAACUUUUAAAAUCUCUCUAAAAAGAUGAACACACUCACACACAAACACACACACAUGCUAUCUCUCUAUUUCCAACCUUGUAAAUACAAAGCUUUUUUAUACGGGGGUUUGGGGAGCAAUAGGUCUUUUAGCAGACUAAAAAAAGGUGUGUAAUCAUAGAAGUAAAAGGAAGUUGUUUUUUCUCUCGAUCGAUGUACAGCGGAUAGACUGAGAAACAACGUGAUGUCUGUCUAUAGGGACAGAUUUACCCGACCCUUAACACCAAACACUAAAGGUUUACCAGAGUCUAACUACACAGAAGUCUAUCUUACCAACUCGAGCAGUUGCAGGAGAAUUUAAAUGUGCUCACACUGGAUGUUGCAUGUUUCGUUGGUGGUUCAUACUAUUUUUGUGUCCAGAUAUUAUUAAAGAAAAAAAAAGAAUGAGGUAGCGAAAGAUAUAGAACAAAACUGUCAUAGAGGAGGAAAUUAUGAAGAAAAACCUAUUAAGAUUAUCGAUGAUGUAUGCUGACUGUACAAAGAUUAUGCUUGUAAAACCUGUCUGGUUUUUCACUUGUAAGUAAACAGAAAAAAAAUCUACUGUCAUGGUUUUGUGAUUGUAUACAGGAGGUAUUGAUAAAUUAUGCAAAUUGUGCUGUAAAAAUGGCUGUUGCCCCAUGUCUAAAUAUUAAAUAUCAGUACAAAGGAAA
Molecule: messenger RNA, 15459 nt
Organism: Eleginops maclovinus (Patagonian blennie)
Lineage: Eukaryota; Metazoa; Chordata; Actinopteri; Perciformes; Eleginopidae
Gene: pcloa
Product: piccolo presynaptic cytomatrix protein a
Exons: 28
Biological process (GO): presynaptic active zone assembly; protein localization to synapse
Cellular component (GO): GABA-ergic synapse; glutamatergic synapse; cytoskeleton of presynaptic active zone
Molecular function (GO): structural constituent of presynaptic active zone; metal ion binding; protein binding
Source: RefSeq, a predicted model, not a curated record